Ruditapes philippinarum (Manila clam) is the source of this 289-nucleotide messenger RNA. RefSeq names its product autophagy-related protein 13-like. The annotation marks the transcript as partial. Lineage: Eukaryota; Metazoa; Mollusca; Bivalvia; Venerida; Veneridae. The record is from RefSeq and is a predicted model, not a curated record. The transcript is spliced from 2 exons.
ACAAGACAAGGACAAGACAGAUUGUACAAAGUUAGAAGCAUCAAAAGGCAUGUCUAGCUCGAAAACUGAAAGUUCACGGGAAACAAGAGAAUCUGCACUAAGCGAGUCCAAAACAAGUACCAGUAGCGAGGUGUCGGCACCAGAUGACUUUGUUAUGGUGGAGUUGAAAACACCAUUUGCUGGAGCAGAUGCCAAUAGUGAUUUAGGACGGUUUCAUCGUGAAUGUCAGAGUGCACCGGCAUUGACAAACUGUGACGAGGAGCAGUCAGUACCGGAAGCUUUAGAGUAG